UAAUACACGAUCGGAUUGUGGUACUUGCCAGUUGUGCGAAGUACGCGUACCAACACAGACCACAUCGCGAAUGUAACUCUGUGGUUUUUGUUUUGGUUCGCAUGUUAGAAAGUGGUGUUUUGUUUCAAUUCAAUUUACUUGCAGUUGGAUACCUCUUGCAUAUUUGUUUAAAGUUAUGACGGUAACAAUUUGCGCCAAACACGACAUCCAGAAGACCGACGAUAAUGACAAUGAAACCUGCUGUACAGAAAAGGUUUGCGGCCAUCAUGACCAUACUGAAUCACUGUUGGAGGAUCUAGACUGCAAAAAUGAAAAAAGUGACGACGACAGCAAGUUUUCUUACGAAAAAUGUAGGCGAUUACUUACCUACGAAGAAGCACCCGAAUAUAUCAAACAUAAUAUCUACAUCUUAAAGGGAUACAGAGGCAUAUUAGACACAAACAUGUGUAUAGAAAGUGUUAUGUGGUGGACAAAUGAGACAAUCAACAUAUGGUCGCAUAUAUUUGGAUUGGCUCUCUUUGUAGCGCUGACGAUACAGGAUCUUAUAUUUUUGAGGAUACAUGCUUCAAUUAGUGAUAAAUUAAUUGUUGGAGCUGUAUUAAUUUGCUUCCAGACAUGUAUGUUUUUGUCAUCCCUUUACCACACCUUCAACUGUCGUUCAGAAAAAGAUUGUGAUUUAUUUUUGGCAUACGAUUUAUUUGGUAUCGCAUUAUCUUUGUUGGCUAUUUACACGUCUGGUAUAUACUAUGCUUUCUGGUGUAAUCAGGACUUACAAUAUUUUUAUUUAAUAACAGUUACAUUGAUAUUUAUGUUUGCCAUGAUUCUUCAAGUACCAAGUUUCAAUGUAAACAUGUACGUAAAAAUGAGUGUUUUCGUUGCAUGGGCUGCGUAUGGAGUUAUCCCGACUCUUCAUUGGAGUUAUCUAAUGGGUGGCUUUGACAACCCAAUCGUAGCAUUACUUCUGCCUAGAGUAUUGGGCAUGUAUGGAAUCAGCGGAACAGCUUUCUUUAUUUACAUAACAAAAAUCCCGGAGAGAUUUUCUGCAGGCAGAUUCGACUUUAUAGGACAUUCUCAUCAAUGGUGGCAUUUCUUUGUUGUUGGUGCACUGUAUUAUUGGCAUAAUACUGGCAUGAUGUACGUGGAAUACAGGCUAAAUCAUGCAUGUUCCAAUCAUAUGCGAUUACCAUAGUUUCAUACUGAUUAUCUUCUUUAUGACAUAUUAGGUUUCUAUUUAAUUACAAUUUUAUUUAAGUGGACCAUUCCGUUACAAGAGAAACUCUUCUUUAGACUCAAUAGUAAUAAAUUUGUUAUAAAAUAGUACUUAUAUUUUAUAAUUAAUCGUUUGGAACAUAUGGAUUAUACGCCUACACCAAUUAUAAAAUUAUAUUUCCUUCAGUAAAUAAAAGUACAAACAUUUUUAAAAUCAGUUUUCAACAUCUAGUCCUUCGCAAAUGAUGUCAGCAAAAAUUAUUCCAUUUUCCCCCAUAUUUUAUAGUAGUUAUCAUAAUCACGAUAGAUAGUGGGUUUUUGUUUAAUUGUAUCUGUGAUACUGGAUUACUUGUAAUGCCUGUACAUUAUUCUUAAUAUAUAUUUUUUGUUAA
Messenger RNA from Aethina tumida (small hive beetle), 1601 nucleotides. Its product is annotated as progestin and adipoQ receptor family member 3. Gene Ontology annotation, cellular component: membrane. Gene Ontology annotation, molecular function: signaling receptor activity. NCBI's taxonomy places the organism in Eukaryota, Metazoa, Arthropoda, Insecta, Coleoptera, Nitidulidae. The record is from RefSeq and is a predicted model, not a curated record. Bases 176 to 1189 code for a protein of 337 amino acids. The transcript has 7 exons.